AUGCCCAGAGGUGCCCUGGUUAAUUCGUCCAGCAAUUCUACUCAAGAACAAGAUUUGGUAAAAGAACUAGAGAAAGAAAUCAACAGGGGGUUCAAGUCCAUAUGGCUUCAACGUCCAGAGCGAUGGACAUAUGAUGCAUCCAUGUUCUUCUGUUGUACUGUAUUCACAACCGUGGGUUAUGGAGAGAUCUAUCCGGUGACCCUGAAUGGUAAGGUGGUCUGUAUCCUGUAUGCCAUGGUGGGUAUCCCCCUCAUGCUCCUGGUCAUCACAGAUGUGGGAGACCUCAUGGCCGUGCUCCUGUCCAGGGCCUACAUCCACCUGCACACUCUUUUCUGCAGGUUGCGUCAAUAUGGCCGCUGGUUCCCCUCCCAUCACACAGAGAAGUCAGGGGAUGGGGGCCAGGGGGACCGCCAGGACGGAACCUACACAUUCAGCCACAAGGUGGUGGUCCGGGAGCCCAUCGACAUCCGACAGGUCCUUCACAGCCAGCAGUCUGUGAAGUGCAAGUCCAACCAGUUGCUGAACAACACAAAGAUCUUUGACUGCAUCAUUGCACAGGAAAACUUCAACAGGCAGGGCCCACUGGUGCGGAGCCUUUCUUGCCAUGAGCUUGACAGCAUGCCUCCCUUGCCCAAGGACUUUGCCAUCUGGGACUUCACAGGCAUCGGGGAGAGUAUGGACAAGCUAAACGUCCCGCUGCUCCUCAUCCUGGUGGUGGUGUUUGCCUACAUCCUGUUUGGAGGCCUCAUCCUGCCCCUGUGGGAGACAGAGUUCAACACCUUUGACGCCUACUACUUUUGCUUCAUCACCCUCACCACCAUUGGCUUCGGUGACAUCGUGCCCAACCACCCCAAGUUCUUCAUGCUCACCUUCGUCUUCAUCAUCACGGGCAUGGCCAUCAUGUCCAUGGCCUUCAAGCUGGGCCAGUCACGCAUCGUCAGCUGUUACCGCCAGUGCAUGCGCUGUAUCAGCGGGGGGAAGGUGAAGAGGUAUGACGAGUUGGAGAGCGACUGA
This is a messenger RNA of Oncorhynchus tshawytscha (Chinook salmon), 1014 nucleotides long. RefSeq names its product potassium channel subfamily K member 18-like. Gene Ontology annotation, biological process: stabilization of membrane potential; potassium ion transmembrane transport. The record is from RefSeq and is a predicted model, not a curated record. Gene Ontology annotation, cellular component: membrane. The transcript has 3 exons. The coding region runs from base 1 to 1014 and encodes 337 amino acids. Gene Ontology annotation, molecular function: potassium ion leak channel activity. NCBI's taxonomy places the organism in Eukaryota, Metazoa, Chordata, Actinopteri, Salmoniformes, Salmonidae.